AUGGCGUCUCCAGAGUUGUGUCACCCAACCAAAAGCUGUGCUGAAAGCAUCGCGGCGCUCCAUUUCCUCCAUCCAAUUCCUGUUCAGCCGUUCUCCAACCCAGUGACAGAUGUUCAACGUCGCUCGAUACACUACACUUUACCUUUCGAAGUUGAGCGCAGCCUUUGUAGUACGCUCGCUUUCCUUGCGUACCCAAAGGACGACAGUAACAAUAUACCAGCAGUAUGCUUGGAAGAGGGAGCCGGCGGUGCCUACUUGAACGUCUUGCUUGCUGUAAAUCAACAUAAAUGCAACAGUAACUCUUGCGUUCUUGAAAAAUUGAAGAAAGGAUUUAAGGAGAUAUUUUCUCUCCUUGCUGAUGCGGAUGAUGGCUCAUUAGCCAUAGAAAACAAGGUUUUCGGAGCCAUUGUUUCUAUGUGUUCAGCUCGAAUCCUUUCCCGCUUAGGUCUGAUUCGAAGUCGCAAUAAUCAGAGACGGCCAGUCAAAGAAGAUCUCCAAGAUACACUUGGAUACUUUGGAAGAAGUGCGGCGUACAAGAGCGCUGGUCUUUACUCAUUUAUUGAUAGAACAAAAGAAGUGGUGAAGCUCGCCGACUCUUGGAUCAAACAUCGAAGGCAACCUGAGCUGGAGGAACUAAUUAAGGGCAUCCGCCAUCUUGGACAAGUUGAAAACUUCCAUGAUUUAAUCAACACCAUACCUAGCAAAGAAAUGAAUCCGAGCUCCAGGGCUCAUCUCAUUAAUACAAUUAAAAAAGUUGCCCGAUACCGUGAAGCAGCGAGGUUCCUAUAUCGCACGGCUAAAAAGAUUCCUCUAACCCGAAAAAUGCAUCUUGUGCCUGUCCAAUUAUCCCCAGAGUCGUUCAAUAGAGACUUCGGUAUUGACUCUACAUCAGAUCUUCAAACGGCUAUUUCACCAGUCGACGGGGCCAAGGAGAAAAAGAAUCUGGAACUAGUCUGUCAAUUAUUGAAAAUUGAUAAAGAUCAAGCAGACAGACAAUUUACUGGACAGGUACGGAAAACCAUGCAGGAAGCAAAAAUCCAUGCAGAGAUCCAGCUCCUCUAUUACUGCGAAUUCUACAUGCGACCUGACGCGCUAUUACCUCGAGUGGUAUGCUCAAGCAAAGACGCCUGUUGGCUAUGCAAUGAAUUUAUCCUCAUGUAUGAGAAGAUACACACGCCAAGGUGCCAUGGGAGGAUAUACCCGGGCUGGCAACUACCGGCCCGGAACGAACAUGAAUAUCGCAAUUUGGCGACGAGAUACAGUACCCGUCUUCGGGGUCAUAUUAGCAUAGGUUUGAAAACGCUAUUUAGGAGAGGGAAGAGGACCACGUAUCUCACUCCGAAUGAGAGUACUUUGCUUUCACUGCAAUGGUCACGCUCGACAUUGCACAUUGUGACAUCUUCUCCUGACGCUCUGGAUACUUCAAGCAUUAUUGAACAGGAUCCUCAUGAACCUGUGCUUCCCGCCGAGGUAUUAGUCCAUGAGUCGACGUCGGUUGGUAAUGGAAAGGGUAAGGAAAUAGCGACAGAAAUGGAUGGGAGAACCUCUGACGCUUCACCAGUUCACACGAGGGAAAGCACGGAGAAACUGGACGGAAUAAGCGUAGCAGAGACUUCGAACCCCAUACAGAGCAGCUUGACACUUGAGCUGGGCCGUACCAAGUCGAGAGAGAUUAGGAUGGGGAAGACCUCUUCACUAUACAAAGCAGGUCCCUUGGAUGUACAGAUCGAAUAUGCGGAGAGUUCAAGCCCAGAGUCACCAGAUAGACAUCGGAAGAAACUUUCGUAUACUGUCGAGUUAUUGUCACCCGAGGAAGUUGAGGAACUGCGACACGGGCGGGAGGACCUAUUUGUUGACGCAGAGUUGCUUGAAGGUGAGUCAUGGGGUAACGGUACGUAG
Molecule: messenger RNA, 1899 nt
Organism: Daldinia caldariorum
Lineage: Eukaryota; Fungi; Ascomycota; Sordariomycetes; Xylariales; Hypoxylaceae
Exons: 3
Coding region: 1-1899 (632 amino acids)
Source: RefSeq, a predicted model, not a curated record